This is a messenger RNA of Adineta steineri, 627 nucleotides long. The record is from the annotation of a GenBank genome assembly. NCBI's taxonomy places the organism in Eukaryota, Metazoa, Rotifera, Eurotatoria, Adinetida, Adinetidae.
AUGGGUAAUCGACAAAAAGGCCGUCAAACAGCAGCAUGGGAACUCGAUGCUAUAUCAAAUUUAGUUGGCAUUCCUCGCAAUCAAUUGGAAAAUAUUUAUAAAGAUUUUCGUCGUGUAUCAAAAGAUUAUCUUCUUGAUAAAACUGAAUUUCGUCGUAUUUACAAAGAUUUAAUACGUUAUUCACCUCAAUAUCAAGAUAAAUCACAUUUAACAUCCUGUGAACUUAAUCGACGAAAUAAUGCUACAGCUGAUCGAAUAUUUAAAACAUUCGAUCGUGAUCAUACAGGUCGUUUAUCAUUUGAUGAAUUUAUAUCUGCUUAUAUUAUGUUACAAAAUUCUAUAAGUCCACAAAUACGUUUAAAUUUUCUUCUUGAUCAUUAUUCACAAAAUAAUGGUUAUAUAACACCAACAAUGGGUCGACGUGUUAUACAAGACAUGUCAGAUUUAUAUGGUGUUAAUACUGAUUGUCAACAAGUCUGGAGAAAUUUAGAAACUAAUUGUCCGCUAAAAAAUGGUUGUAUACCACAACAAGCAUUUACAGAAUAUUUUAUAAAUCAUCCAGCUUAUUCAUCUGCUUUUUAUAAUGGUGUACAAAUACCUCUACCUCCACCAUCACCACAAUUAUAA